Hipposideros armiger (great roundleaf bat) is the source of this 1753-nucleotide messenger RNA. Its product is annotated as serine-rich coiled-coil domain-containing protein 1-like. The transcript has 2 exons. Lineage: Eukaryota; Metazoa; Chordata; Mammalia; Chiroptera; Hipposideridae. The record is from RefSeq and is a predicted model, not a curated record. The coding region runs from base 75 to 617 and encodes 180 amino acids.
GUACUGACAAGGUCCAUUUGAUUUAACAACUUAAAGGUCUUCAAGAGGAGCAAAAGCCACACUGGAGUGAGUUGAUGACUAAGAGGUCAGUGAGAAAUGGAAGCAAUCAAAGAAAGCAAUUCCUUGGAAAGGCUACGUAUCGAAAUCGAAUUGCGAGCCAAAGUCUCAGCACAAGGGACAGAAAAGCAACGCAUACUCCCACCGAGGACCGUUUUAGAUACUCGUCGGCUGACCAGACUAGCCCCUACAAAAGCAAGGCCUGUCAACUAUCAAGUUUAUGUUUAAGUAAUUUGUUGAAGGACAAGGAACUAGUGGAAGUUAUCAAACACUCGAGAGGAACUUACGAAACCCUCACUUCAGAGGUCACCCAGAAUUUACGGGCCACUGUCGGGCAGAACUCUCUAAAGCCAACAGCUAAGACGGAAGGGCUGCCCACAUUCUCAGAGAAACCAAAGGACCAAGCUGCUGCGUCACGACAGCAUUCAACCUUCACAGGCAGGUUCGGACAGCCGCCGAGAGGGCCGAUCUCUUUACACAUGUACAGCAGAAAGAAUGUUUUUCUCCAUCAUAAUUUACACACCACUGAGCUGCAAAGUCUUGGCCAGCAGGAUGGUUAAUUAAAUAACCCUGCUCUUGUCUCUGGGUAGGAUGAAGGUGGUUAGUGUUUCUCGUGCAUAGCUCAUAUUUACAUUGUCAUGCACUUCUUAUUUUUUUAUUUUUAGUUUUUUAAUUAUAAACAAAGAAUUGUGCACUUUUUUUUUAGAACGACGGUUCAAGCAUGUUAAUGGAAUUAGGUUUAAUAGCCUUGAAGGUUUUAUGAUAUAUAUGUGUAUAAUAAAUGGGACCAUCUUGCUGGUUUAUAUAGUCCAUAAUUUAUCUUUUAUUUUUAUCAGUCUCUGAUCUGCAUUGAAGUUCCAGAAAGUAAUAACAAAUAGCAUUCUGUUCGCUUAAUGAUGUUACUGUGAAAAUAGAUGUGAGGAAUAAGUAGAUAAAGGGAUUGUAAAGAAUGUUAAAUUGCAUAGUUAAUAGAAGGAACAGAGAAGAGGGAAUUUAAAGUCUUAUAUUUGGUGGUGUAUUUAUUUGAAGAAUGAAGUUUGCUUGCAUGUAACCUAGAGAUACAUUUGUCUCUCUACUACAUACAUUCAAGCUUAUCUUGCCAUACUAUUAAAGGGGGAAAGGCUAUUUCUUUUAUCCUCUAAAUGUUUAGUUCACACCAGUUCACAAAAGAUUUCAGACUGAGUAAUCGCUAGCCAAAUAGAGAAUGACAGCUCUGAUUUUCAAGAAAAUUUGCUUUUAGUUUUUGCUACUGAUAUUGAAAUGCUAUGUCAUAGCACAGUGAGGUAGUCAAGUUAGCUGAAUUUGGUCAAAUGAUGCCUAUAGCAUGGCAUUCUUGCUCUUUGAGUCAUGGCAAUAUCAGAUUUUUUUAAAAAUCUGAAGGAUGGAACAUUAUAUGAAAAUUGUUUUAUUUCACUCUCCUUGUAUGUUUAUAAAUUGUCAAUUACUUUAUGUAUGCUCAUGUUCACUCUAUAUACAGUGACCUAUACAUGAUGAAUUGAGGAACAGAAAGUCAGCGUCUUGGUAGCUCAGUAUACACUAUUCUGACUAUUUAGUCAUCUAAAUUUGGAAGGAAGUAAAAUACAUAUGAACUUUGGCAAUUUAAUCUUAGAAAUAAAUCCUUAACAGGACUAUUUUACUUUAUUUAUUUAUUUUUUUUAGCUGAGCCACUGUGCCACCUGUUGGCAGCUCAGCAGCA